This is a messenger RNA of Brachypodium distachyon (stiff brome), 1111 nucleotides long. RefSeq lists its product as uncharacterized. Gene Ontology annotation, molecular function: protein binding. Bases 344 to 721 code for a protein of 125 amino acids. The record is from RefSeq and is a predicted model, not a curated record. Lineage: Eukaryota; Viridiplantae; Streptophyta; Magnoliopsida; Poales; Poaceae. The transcript has 4 exons.
AGACCUUUUCCUCUCCACACUCCCGUAGCUUUCUUUCCUCUUCCUCCCUCCCCGAUCCCGUUCUCUCCCACGCUGCUGCUCUCACUCACGCGCUGCACUACCCAACUACGCAAGCUCCAAUCAAGCCCGAUGUGGCGCUAAAAUCUCCCCUACAGCCCACCGCCGCGGUGCCCGUAGCUCAGCUGCACCGCCGGCGCCGCCUCAAUCCCCCAACAGCUCCGCCUCUCACGCGCAUCGCCGCCAUCGCCGACCCCGUUCUACCCAGUCGCGUAAAACCCCCUGCGUUUUCCACCCCGUCCGCAAUCGUUGACAUUGAAUUUCUGAGGGGGGAUUGGCGGGCGAGAUGAGCCGUGGGCGGUCUCCGGAGCCGCUGGAUUUCUUCAUCUGGACUGUCGAGGAUGUUGGAUUGUGGCUAGAAGACAUAAAUCUUGGUAGCUAUAGGCAUGUGUUUGAAGCAAAUGGUGUCAAUGGAGAGUAUCUAGAGAGCUUGUCGAUGUUUACUACCGAGCAAAUUCUGCGGUUUAUCAGGCGGUGCCAUAUGAAAUGGGGAGACUUCAUCACAUUAUGCAAAGAGUUGAGGCGCAUUAAAGUGGCCUGCCUGAAAGGGGAGCAAGAAGUACGGAGGCCAUGGUGGGCACCAUCAUGUUUAUCGGUGGUGUUUGUGAGAGCCGCCAAGCGGAACCGGCAGUCCCGAGUUGUUUCCCUGAAGCUGGAACCUUAAUGCUCGCCACCUGCUUCAGAAGUUUGGAUCGCCGCGCCGCGCUGCAGGCACUCCCCAGUUGUGCUGUACGGCGCUGCAACCACGCACCAUUAUCAAUGAUCCGAAUGCUGUAGGAGCAGUAUGCUCCAUGUUCAACUCGUCCCUACCCUUGUUUUGUAUUUGUUUUUCUCAUCACAUAAUAUAGGUUUGGAAUAGUAAGUAACCUGAUGUUAGCCAAAAUGGAUAAAUAUAUUGUGCAGAUUGUCCUCUAUAAGGUCUGCUUCUUGCAAACCAGCCUGAGUUCUUAGCUCAAGAAUGGCCUAUUUGUGCUUCCCUACCCUAAGGAUCACUGUUGUUUCUUACACUGGCAAGAAAUGAUAUAUAACUGCGGCAUAGAAACAUUUUAUUGUA